Molecule: messenger RNA, 5989 nt
Organism: Vespa crabro (European hornet)
Lineage: Eukaryota; Metazoa; Arthropoda; Insecta; Hymenoptera; Vespidae
Product: hippocampus abundant transcript 1 protein
Exons: 7
Coding region: 2050-3648 (532 amino acids)
Biological process (GO): transmembrane transport
Cellular component (GO): membrane
Molecular function (GO): transmembrane transporter activity
Source: RefSeq, a predicted model, not a curated record
GAGAGAGAGAGAGAGAGAGAGAGAGAAAGGGUAUCAAAGUUAUAAAGAUUAGUUAAGAUGAUAUAAGAAAAAGAAAAUAUUAUGAAUAGUUGUCGCCAUUCGACAUUAUUAAAUCGAUCGUACUACGGCUUUCUGUAUAAUAAAGUUUCCGUGUAUAUUGAUCGGUGACAACUAAUCGCCACGUACAUACACGUACGCAGGUACAAUUUUUAACGUGCAUUUAUCAAAAAUAUGACACAGAGAGAUAUAAACUUCUCCUGAUUACUGAGAAUAACUUUAUUUUGGAAAGGGCAAUGGUUCGGUACGUAAUCGAAAUGAGUGAUUGAAUACCAUGAAGUGGUUAUGAUACUCCUGAAGUUAUAUCGAAUCGAAACUAUUACGAUGAAUAGAGUAUAGAAUGUUACAAGAGUAGUAGAGUGGGGAUCAGUGGGAGAGAGUUGCAAUGCAGUGGUUUGUGUUCUCGCGGAUAUUUUCAUAUAAUCAUAAUCAAAAUAAGGAAAAUUUGUUAAAUAGCAAGUUUAGAAAAUUUCUUUUGAAAUAUGUGAUCGUAUGUAAUUUAAUGGAAAUUGUAUCGAUUAAUGUACGGGACUUUGAAAGACGUUAGGGAACGAAAUGGAGUAUGCCUCCACCCGACGUAAAAAUUGGUCUUCGAUAUGCGUGUUACGAUUUCUAAAGAGAUACGUCAAUCGUUGAAUAUUUUUGAUAUUCUCGGAAAUUCAAUUUUCGUAAACGGACAUCGUGUAAUCCUAUAUCGGACAUUAAUUGUCGCGAUUGCGGAACCGCAUGACGUCACGCCUCGACCGUGAGUUCCGAAGUCAAGGCUGCAGAGGUUCACCUGUCAAAAGAUAUCGGAACAUUAAGAUAUUUCAUGCCAAUUCGGAAAUUUGCCCUCAAUUUUGAAAUAUUCACCGAUGUAUCGUAUUAUCGAAUUAUAUCGUGUCCUAAGCUUAAACGAUACAAAUUGCGAAAAAAGUUUGUAAAAGGGGAUACUACGCAGGAUAAUUAUUGGCAGGCUUUAAAAAAAUUUUUAUCAGCAAGCUAUGUACUAUUGUAUAAGAAGGAUCUCUGGUAUUUAUAUGAAAGUUUAUUCCUUAUUGAGUGUGAUUAUAAUAUACGAAAAAGCAGGAAAUAUUAUAAAAAUGUGCAUGAGCAGAUGAUUUAUCGUUCCAAUUUGAGGGAUCAUAAAAAAAAAUUCAAAAUUAUAAGAAUAAAAUUUCACAAAGAUAAAGAUAAAUGAGUUGAAAUGUGCGUUGCACUGCCGAUCAAGUAAUUUUUGAUGCUUCUUAAGCGGUCACAGAAAUAAAUUCUGGCAUUCAUAGAUAAGUGAAAAAGCUAAAGAUAGCCAUCCUUUUAGAUAUAUCCUUUUGCUUCAUUUCUGGAAAGAAUUAGCGUUCUUCGUGGCACUGAUGUGAAGUGAUGUUCCUUUUUAAAGGUUGUACAAAAAACUUGCAAAGAAUACUCAUUUGCACUUAUAAUGCUUGUGAUAUAUAUUAAGGAAUAAGUUAACUCCAUAAAUAAUGAAAUUUACUUCUUAAAUGUAAUAUAAUUACUUAAGAUACAAAAUAAAUUAGCACAAAGAACAUGGUGCUUGACUUAAUCAGUUAUAUAAAAUAAACGUAAGAAAGGAAAGAUAAACUUUAUAUGAUCUGAAUAUUUGGUCAAAGAAGACUGUGAAAAUUGAUCACACAAAUUGCUUAAGAAAAGUGCGUGCACAUAUAUAAAUGUACUUAUAAAUAAAUAUAUCCGAUGUGGUAUUAUUAUUCGGUGUAAUUUAUAUUCAAAGAUAAUGCAAUAAAAUUAUAUUCAUAACAUGAUCUUAACAAAUAAAAGUGUGAUUAAACAAAAGUAUGAGAAAAAAUAUAUAGACAAAGAUACAUUUUUAAGAUUUUAGUCUACAAAAGGUUGAGCGCGUAAUUUUUUCAAGAUAAGUCAAAGAUUUAUGAGAUGCAAACAAAUAUUUGUAUUAUAUGGAUUUCCACGAAAGAUAAAAUGAUCAAGUAAAUAAUUAAGUAUGAGAAAAAAUACGUAUAGUAAUAAUUCUUAGGGGUCAUGCCCCCUGGGGCAAAAGGGGGAGCAGAGGGCUUGGGCCCUUCCUGUUCUGAUAUUCACAAUAGUCAAGAACAUGCUAUUGCAAAAUUUACACCUCCUCUUACAUUUGCCCAGCAAUGCUACAGGCACCUUAAGAGUUCUGGAGUAGGAGAGGCAAGCGUAUAUCAUGCAUUGGUUGUAAUAUUUUUGGAAUUUUUUGCAUGGGGUUUAUUAACCAUGCCUAUCAUUUCUGUAUUAAAUGAAACAUUUCCGGAUCAUACGUUCCUCAUGAAUGGUUUAAUAAUGGGCAUCAAAGGGAUUUUAUCUUUCCUUUCGGCACCAUUAAUUGGUGCAUUAUCAGAUGUGUGGGGUCGAAAAUUUUUCUUACUUAUCACAGUGGCCUUCACCUGUGCACCAAUUCCACUAAUGAGCAUAAACACAUGGUGGUUUUUUGCUAUGAUUUCAAUAAGCGGUGUUUUUGCUUGUACUUUUUCUGUAGUAUUCGCAUAUGUUGCCGAUGUUACAGAAGAAAAUCAAAGAUCAUUGGCAUAUGGUUUAGUUUCUGCAACUUUUGCUGCUAGUAUGGUAAUUAGCCCAGCUUUAGGAGCUUAUACCAUGACAAAAUAUGGAGAAAAUUUGGCAGUUGCAUUAGCAACAGCAAUUGCAGUCUUAGAUGUUUUUUUCAUAUUAGUAGCUGUACCUGAAAGUUUACCUGAAAAAGCAAGACCACCAGCACCCAUAUCUUGGGAGCAAGCUGAUCCUUUUGCAGCCCUAGGAAAGGUUGGAAAAGAUCAUACAAUUUUGAUGCUGUGCGUCACUGUGUUCCUGAGUUAUCUUCCUGAGGCAGGUCAAUAUAGCUGUAUUUUUGUCUACUUAAAAUUGGCUAUGGGAUUUUCUGCUGCUAUGGUGGCAUGGUUUAUUGCUGUGGUUGGAAUAUUAAGUGUGGGGGCUCAAAUAAUACUAGGACCUUUAAUGAGAACCCUUGGUAGUAAACAUACUAUAAUGUUGGGCCUUUUGUUUGAGAUGUUACAACUCAUGUGGUAUGGCUUCGGUUCACAAACAUGGAUGAUGUGGGCAGCAGGAGCUCUAGCAUCUGUGUCAAGUAUCACAUAUCCUGCAAUUUCUGCAUUUGUAUCUAUGCACUCGGAUGCCGAUAAGCAGGGUUUGGUACAAGGAAUGGUGACUGGAAUGCGUGGUCUCUGUAAUGGUUUGGGACCUGCAAUGUUUGGUGUAAUAUUCUAUCUUUUUCAUGUUGAUCUCAAUGAUGAUACACCCUCUCUCCCCUUAAAACCAUCUCUUUUGGAUGAGAAUAACAGAACGGGAACUGCCACACAACACCUUGAUAUUAUGCCCCAGCUUGUACCAGGUCCGCCAUUUGUAUUUGGCGCAUUACUAGUGAUUUGCGCAUUGCUGGUUGCUGCAUUCAUCCCUGAAACUACCACAAUGGCAACAGGAGCAUUACAUCAUCCAUCCACCUCCCGGAGGCCCUCCGGUAAAUACGCAUAUCAGAAAUGUUUAUCCUUGGACGUUCAUUAUGAGCCAGAUAGGAUGGGAAGUGGAAGAGGAAAGGUAGGACCACUAUCACCACUAGUCGACAAUUGCAACUCUGCUGCACUAUAGCUGCUGAUAAAUUCAAAGACAGUUAUUGUUCAUGGGCAAGAUAUGUAUUCUCACAAAACGACGAAACAUUAAUCAGUGAAGUGGUCACCGGUGUAAAGUGCACCAACUUCAAAGAGAUUGUAAUAGAUUUGUCUAUAAUGUAUUAUACUAUUUCUUUAAGUCAUUAACUAAGCUUGAUUUUAGGACUAUCAAUCAACUUAAUGUUUAGGUUGUAAUUUCCACAAGCAGUGCUUGUGUGACUAAGAAAGGGUUCUUCUUCAAAGCAGAUACAGCCCUAUUUGGAACAGAGUUUUGUUAUAUAUAUAUAUAUAAAAAGAAAAAAAAAAAAAAGAAAAAAGAAAAUGAAGAAAAAAAAUCAAGUUGCUCUGUUCUUUUAACAAUUCUUGAAUUGAAUUAUAUUAUACUAGAAGUCAGCAAUUUUGAGACAACAACCAUUGAUCACUAGUUUGCGUAGCUUGCCAAUAGCAAUGCAGCACAAAAUGGCAAGAAAAAUGACAGUAUUUUUAAUAGACUUCUAAGUUGUGUCAUAUCCUUUAUUUGAGUACCCUUUUAUUGAUUUAAUAUCUAAUACAAAAAGGAAAACAUGCAAAUUUAAUUUUUAUUAGCUAAUCGCUAUAUGAUAAUACACUUUGCGGAUAUACAUUACAUUGUAAUGUCUAUGAGAACAUCCAUUAAUCAUGCAAAAACAUUAGGAUGAAAAUGGUAAAAAGUUUCAUUUCUUUCUUUCAUGACACUCACACAUUCCUGAUAAUAAAUAUGCAGUAUAUUCAUAAUAGAAAGUCACUGCUUUAUAUUGUAGAAAACAUUGAAACCUUGAAUACUUUUACCCCAUUAGAAAUUAUAUUUUUGAAUACAUAAACGUUUUCUCUUCUAUUGUUGUCAUAGCUACAAUAUUUAAAAUGCGUAAAUUUCACCAAAGUUAAGAGGUAUGUUGUGUAAUAUUUUAUUGUUUUAUUAUGAACAUAGGUAAUUCUAUCAUAGUGUUCAUUAUCAAGUAGGAGUAGUUGCGCACUUCUGUCUUUUUAAUUAAUUUAUACACAAUGAUAACUUAAUUUAAAGCAUUUUACAGAAUGUGUGAACUACUUUUUUUUCUGCACAAAAUAUCUAUCAUUUAGUGAUUAUAAAUUGUCAGCAUGAAUGAAAAGGCCUUAAUGAAUAUAACACAAUUUAUAUAAAUUUUGUCAUCCUAAGGCAACAAGAAAAAUUAAAGAAAUUCUGAUAAAACAUUAUUGUGUAGCCCUAUUUUUAAUUAAAAACUUUUAAUAUGACCAAAGCGUUGAUCAUAUAUAAAUUUAGUAUUAUAUCAUCAGCAUUCAGGAAUGUAUUGGUAGAAUACUUUAUCUGUUUACUGUCUCAAAUUGUGAAUGGCUCUGUUAAAUUCAAAUAUUUUGUGUUUCUUAAGAUUUUCAAUAACAAAUUAAAUCAUUAGAUGAAAUUAUUUUUAGAUAAUUUAUGAUAAUGAACAUGAAUUUUCAAUUCAUAUCUGUAUAUAUAAAAUUUAUCGAAGUUGUAUUAUUUCAAACAAUAUUUUACUUUAAGUACUUGGAAUAUAACACUUUCAAUUGGUUGCAUAUAUCAUUCUUGCCUGGCUUGCAUCAAAUUGCUAAUGCCAUUAUUAAAAAAAAUAAACUAACAAUAAGAAUAAAAAGAAAGACAUUUGGUCUUUUAAUGCCAAAGAACGAAAAAUAAAAGAAAAUUGUUUUGGAAACUAUGGUGGAUAUAGAUAAGAAAACAAUAUAUUUCUGCAGAAAAUGUUGGAUAUGCCAGUAAGACAUACACUUUUAUAUGAUCUCAACUUUCUCCAAGAAUUUUUCUGUUUUCUAAUUUAAUAAUGUUCCAUUUAAUGAUUGUUUCAGAGUUGAGUUAAAAAGUUUUGAAAUUACUAUUGACAAAGUAAUGAAACAAAUUGGAGUAAUCUAUUAUUCAAUUUCUUUUUCCUUAUUUUCGUUAUUUAGAUAAAAAUUAAUUUUGUAUAUAUAUAUAUAUAUAUAUAUAUAUAUAUAAGGAAAGCUUUUGCAAAAUAUAAAAUUGUUCUAUAUUAAUAUUAAAAUUGAGCAGCAGAUUUCUUGGAGAAUGCAAGUAUAAAUAGUACAGACACAAAUGUACACUGUUGUUGUGUUAAUUCCUAGAAAUCCUUUAGUAACAUGCUCUUAUUCACUGGAGUACAUAUAUACAAUUGUAUCAUACAGCAAAACAUCAUGAGAUGAAUAGAAAGAAUAUAAUGUUAAAUAUAAGUAGGUACUAAUGUCAUGGCUUGACUCUUUGCUGAGUUAAGUAAUUGUAUAUGUACAAUGUAUGAUGGGUGCGCUAAUAAAAAAAAGUAAAUAUUUUUAAGAUAAAA